Bradysia coprophila is the source of this 1160-nucleotide messenger RNA. Its product is annotated as lipase member H-like. Gene Ontology annotation, molecular function: lipase activity; serine hydrolase activity. Gene Ontology annotation, biological process: lipid catabolic process. The record is from RefSeq and is a predicted model, not a curated record. Lineage: Eukaryota; Metazoa; Arthropoda; Insecta; Diptera; Sciaridae.
AAGAUAAAUUUGAAUAUAAAAUCAAUCAAAAUUGAACAAUUUGAUUCAAUAUAUAUUCCAUUCGUCAUAAUGAAGGUGUUUGCUUUCAUACUGAUCGUAGCAUCUGCUACUGCUAUUCCGCUUAAUCAUAGCAAAAAUGCUGAAGAGGAGGAUUGGCAAUUGGUGCGCGACAAUGACGGCAACAUGCACUUGGUGGACAUUCGAAGUAGCGAUGACCAACAGGAGAUAGCACCACUAUUCAAUGCAUUCAACGAUAUUAUUUUCCGUUUAUUUACCAGAAGCAAUCCCACUCAGGCUCAAGUCAUUCAAAUUAACAACCAUGGUCAAUUGGCCAGCAGCAACUUUAAUGUCAAUCAUCAAACUAGAUUCCAAAUACAUGGCUGGAACGGCGGUGGACAUGCAGGAACUGGUGCGGCUAUUAGGAACGCAUAUAUAAAUCGUGGCGAUUUCAACGUUUUCACUGUUGAUUGGGGAGCGGGAGCUGGAACCAUAAAUUAUGUUCUUGCAAGAAAUCGCGUUAACGAAGCUGGUCAUGUGGUUGCUCAGUUCAUUGACUUCCUCAAUGUUAACGGAUUACCUUUUUCUAGAAUCGGCGUCCUGGGUCAUUCUUUAGGAGCACAAGUAGCUGGUGCUGCGGGAAAGCGAACGACUCGAGGAAGAGUAGAAUUUAUAGUGGGAAAUGACCCCGCUGGACCGUUGUUUUCGUUAGAUGAUCCAGCAAAUAGACUUCACCACACAGAUGCUAAUUACGUGGAAGCAAUUAUAACAGACGGAGGUCGACUCGGCUUCCAACACCCAGUUGCGCAUUCAAAUUUCUAUCCGAAUUGGGGAACAGCUCAACCUGGUUGUGGACCGGAUAUUACAGGACAAUGCGGUCACGAUAGAGCAAGUGCGUUCAUGGUAGAGUCAAUAAAUCCAGUACAUAUUUUUGGUGCUAUUCGGUGCAGAGGUUUGGAUGACAUUCGUGAAAGAAAUUGUGUAGUGAGUGGACCGAGUAGACGUUUGGGAGGAGAGCCUAUUCAAGAUGGUCCUGCUACAGCCGGCAGCGUUUAUUUCUUAACAACAAAUGCUGCAUCGCCAUUUGCUCAUGGACCGCGAUAAGUUAAAAUUUAAAGUUGAAUAAAAGAUUUGCUUGAAAGAAAUUAAGCAUGAAGAUUUUU